Molecule: messenger RNA, 4685 nt
Organism: Drosophila grimshawi
Lineage: Eukaryota; Metazoa; Arthropoda; Insecta; Diptera; Drosophilidae
Gene: spn-E
Product: probable ATP-dependent RNA helicase spindle-E
Exons: 11
Coding region: 161-4465 (1434 amino acids)
Cellular component (GO): intracellular anatomical structure
Molecular function (GO): ATP binding; RNA binding
Source: RefSeq, a predicted model, not a curated record
AAUUAAAACCCGGAGUCUUGAGAGAUGCGCAAUUAAACAAAAGCGUUGCCAGCAUAAAACAAAGUCAUUUAUCGUUUAACCAGUUGCGCGCUGAAACCGUUUCUAAGAAACGAGUAGACGGAAAUUUCAUUCUUAGCGUUUUGCGCGGAUUUCGCUCAACAUGGACGAUUUAAUGGACUUUUUCGAUUCUUCAAAGAAUUUCAAGCGUGGCACUUUGCCAAGAGGCUGUAUAAGUGGUGACCCCAAUGCGUACACGUCAGAAUCUAGCGACUCAAAGCCGAUCAAACGAGAGAUAAUUGGCACAAAAGAUGUCAAUGAAAUUGUGCAAAAAGAGCAGCAGCUCAUGAACCAACUCGUCGGUGGGCCAAGUAAUACCAAAAGGACCAAAACGCUCGAUGAACUGGAGAGCGAUGAUGAUGACAAAAUGGAAUUGAAUGAAGCGCCCACUGUGCGCUCUGACGAAGCUUUCUAUGAGAAAUAUCAUUUCGAUUUAAACCGCAAUCGAUCCCUGCCAAUUUAUGCGCAGCGCGAACAGAUUAUGAAAGCCAUCAAAGAAAAUCCGGUGGUCAUAUUGAAAGGCGAAACGGGCUGCGGGAAAACGACACAGGUGCCGCAGUACAUUCUGGACGAGGCUUUUAAAAAGCGCGAAUUUUGUAAUAUUGUUGUGACGCAGCCACGUCGCAUUGCUGCCAUUUCGAUUGCGAAUCGCGUUUGCCAGGAGCGACGAUGGCAACCGGGUACCGUGUGCAGCUACCAGGUGGGCCUGCACAAGCAGUCCAAUUCGGCGGACACGCGUCUCUUGUACUGCACCACCGGAGUUCUGUUGAACAAUCUGAUUCGGCUGAAGACGUUGACCCACUACACGCACAUUGUGCUGGAUGAGGUGCACGAUCGAGAUCAGGAUAUGGAUUUCCUGUUGAUUGUGGUGCGACGACUGCUGGCACUCAAUUCACGACAUGUCAAAGUCAUUCUAAUGUCGGCGACAAUCGAUACACGCGAGUUUUGCAAGUAUUUUGCCAGCUGUAAAUCGAUGCCACCGGUUGUGGCCGCCAGUCAUGGCCGGAAGUAUCCGCUGGUCAAGUACUAUCGCGAUCAACUGAAGAACAUUAACUGGAAGACUGAGCCGCAGCAACGGGAGCCGGGCAUAACCCAUGAGGGCUACAGAGAUGCCGUCAAAAUCCUCCUGGUCAUCGAUAAUAUGGAACGCAAAGCGGAGGGUCAAUCCGAGCAGUCCUACGAGGAGGCAAAGCGCACGGGCUCCGUGCUCAUCUUUCUGCCGGGCGUCAAUGAGAUCGAUACGAUGGCCGAGCACAUCGAGCACGUCAUGAAUGAGAGUCCUAACAUUAAGAUUACGAUUGUGCGCUGCCAUUCGCUGAUGUCGUCCGAUUCGCAGGAGGAUGUGUUUCAGCCGCCGCUGUCUGGCCAUCGCAAGGUCAUACUGACCACCAACAUUGCGGAGAGCUCCAUAACUGUGACAGAUGUAUCCUAUGUGAUUGACUUUUGCCUCGCCAAGGUGAUGCACAUCGACACGGCCUCCAAUUUCAGCUGCCUGUGCCUGGAAUGGGCAUCCAAGGUGAAUUGCCGUCAACGUGCAGGGCGCGUUGGUCGCACACGCAGCGGUCGAGUUUAUCGCAUGGUCACCAAGGCCUUCUAUAUGGAGGAGAUGCAAGAGUUUGGCAUACCCGAAAUGUUGCGCUCGCCACUGCAAAGCUCGGUGCUUAAGGCCAAGGAACUCGACAUGGGCGGACCAAGUGAAAUUUUAGCACUUGCUAUGUCGCCGCCAAAUCUCACGGAUAUCCAUAACACGGUGUUGCUGCUGAAGGAGGUGGGCGCCCUUUACACAACGGUCGAUGGCGUCUACGAGCAGUUGGACGGCGAUCUCACCUAUUGGGGCACAAUCAUGUCACGAUUCCCGCUCGACGUGCGCCUCAGUCGCCUUAUCAUACUGGGAUACAUCUUCAAUUGUUUGGACGAGGCGAUUAUUAUUGCUGCUGGCAUGUCUGUUCGCUCCUUGUAUCUCUCGGGACAGCGUCAGCGCACAAGCGAUGCUUUUUGGAUGCACUACAUCUUUGCCGAUGGUUCCGGCUCCGAUUUGGUUGGCUUUUGGCGUGUGUAUAAAAUCUAUGUGAACAUGUGCCAGAAUCUUCCGAUGAAGGAUUCGGAGGUGCAGUGGGCACGUCGCUAUAAUGUCAGCCUGCGUUCGCUGAAGGAGAUGUAUUUGUUGGUCCAGGAGUUACAGAAGCGUUGCGCGGCCCUUAAUCUGGUGUCGCUACCCGUUGGGGCCAGCCACAUGUGGCAUGAUCGUGAGAAAUCGAUUAUUUUGAAAGUGAUCAUUGCUGGCGCCUUCUAUCCCAAUUAUUUUACGCGCAACAACAAAACGAUACCAGAUUAUGAUCGUGACGUGUAUCACUCCAUUUGUGGCAACGAUCCUUGCCGCACCGUCUACUUCACGCAGUUUGUGCCGCGCUACAUGGGCGAAUUGUAUACGCGGCGUGUCAAGGAACUUUUUCUCGAAGCGAGAAUUCCACCAGAGAAAAUCGAUGUAACCUUUCAGCAGGGCUCGGAGAAGAUAUUUGUUACGUUCAAGGGCGAUGACGAUGACUAUAUGAACUCCACGGAUGUGGUACAGGUUCCGGGUCGCGUCACCACCGAAGUCUACAAAGCCAUUCGGAUGCGUAUGAAUAAUCCAAACCGUUCUCUGCGCGUCAUGGAUCAAAACAGCGCUUUGAAGUAUGUGCAACAGCGUAACAUCGGUGUGGUCCAGGACAGCAAAUGGGUGCCGCCAUCCAAGCAAUGGAAUGUGGAGUUGCUCACCUUGCCAUCGGUCUUUGACAAGAAGAUCACAGGCCUCAUUACUUAUAUAGUCAACUGCGGCAAGUUCUACUUCCAGCCACGAUCGCUGGCCGAGCGCAUUGCCAGCAUGACGGAGAUAUUCAAUGCACCGGAGCAGCUGAGCUACCAUGUGCGGAAUGCGAGCGCCAUAACGAAGGGUCUGCAGUUGCUGGCGAGACGUGGAUCCAAGUUUCAGCGUGCUGUGGUGCUAAAGGUGGAGCCGCAAUCGAAUGCGAUUCCCCAGUUUUUGGUGCGUUUCAUUGAUUACGGCGAUUGGGCAUUGCUGGCCAUGGAUCAGUUGCGUCUGAUGCGGCACGAACUGAGGCGCGAUUUAGAGGAAUUGCCACCGCGCAUGUUCGAGUGCCGCUUGGCGCUGGUGCAGCCAUCGUCGGUGACCAGCUACAGCAAUCGCUGGCCCCAAAAGGCCAACGAAAUGUUGAGCAAGCUGGCCAGUUGCGGUCCUCUCGAACUGGAGGUGUACUCCCUGGUGAACAAUGUGGCCGCUGUUCUCAUCCACAUGCGCGACGGCGUACUCAACGACAAACUGGUGGAGCACCAAUUGGCGCGACGUGCCGACGAGGAUUACAUGUCACGCAAGGAUCACGACUUCCGCAUACGCAAACAGAAGAUGAAGCGUUAUGUGCCCGCCGCGGAACAACAGCAGGUCAAUGAGGAGUAUCUGCGCUUUAACCAGCUGCCGCAGGAUGCCGAUUUGGAGCCACCGCCGCUGGAUAAAUGCCAUACGAGCAUACGGUUGAAGGGACCAUAUAGUCCGCUCGAAAACAGCAUGAACUCAAUGCUGCGCAUUGGCAUGUACAAGUCGGUGGCCAUUGAGAAGGAGUCGGUGAACGCUGUGCUUUUGGAUGCAGAUCCGCAGGAUCGACACGAUCAAAUGAUUGUCGCCGCCUCGGUGACCGAGUCGGAUGGUAAUGACAAAUUGGUGGCUCGCGGCACAACAUUGAUGCCGAAUAUACAUGGAUUUGGUGCACUUAUGGCCAUGCUCUUUUGCCCCACAAUGCAGAUCAAAUGCAACCCGGAGCGCACGAAAUAUGUGUGCCUGUUGGCCGGCCUAGGCUUCAAUCCGGACACCUUGGAGCCGUAUUUUCAAGAGCACGACAUGGUCAUCAAUUUGGAUGUCGGCAUACUCAAGGAUGAUAUUCGUAUUAUAAAUCAAAUGCGCUAUAAUAUCGAUAGUAUGUUCUUCAAUUUCGAUGCUAAUGAAUUGCCUGCGGUUGGCGUAGAGGGUCGCCUUGUUAUAUUUAAUCAAUUGCGUAAUUUGCUUACUCGACUGCUUGGCAAGGAUCGCAGCUUCAUUGAACGACACGUAUGGAAUUCGAAAUACGUUUGGGAGGACAUGUCUGACUUGGAGCCGCCAUCCGAGCCGUAUGGCAAACGUGCUAUAUUUCCAAUGCAUGGCUCCUAUGAUCUGGAAAGCGAGGACAUGGGCAAUUUACUGGCCUUACAAGAGAAUUGCAGUGAACUGUACGAUUGGCAAAAUUUCGAUGGUGUCAUGCAGCCCCGCAAUUGCAGAUUGUGCAACGAAACGCUGGAGUCUGUGACCCAGUUACGUUUGCAUUUGCUAACCCAACUGCAUCGCGACCGUGAAAAGCAAGUGGGCUGGAAACAACAGUAAUAAUUUUAGCCAGUUCUCGUGUAGAGCACCUGACAAGCAGUUUGUGCCUUUUGUCACACAGACUGACAUUAAAUAUAUAGUAUAUUAUCUAUAUAAGUUCCUAGUUAUAAGUUUAACUUGAAUUAUCCUCAAUAAUGAGGCAUUUUUUGUUUGACUAUCGCGAAAACGUUUCACAUGAAAUUUACCAUCGUUUUUUUUUUGUCGUUUCUACUGAGCAUUA